CGAUCAAACUUCUGACCGACGAAAAGAAGAAGAAGAAGAAGAAGAAGAAGAAGAAGAAGAAGAAGAAAUGUACGUGGUGAAGAGAGAUGGGCGUCAGGAGGCCGUAAGCUUCGACAAAAUCACUGCAAAGCUGCAGAAGCUUAGCUAUGGUCUCAGUCCCGAGCACUGUGACCCUGUGCUUGUUUCCCAGAAAGUCUCUGCCGGUGUCUACAAGGGUGUCACCACCAGCCAGCUUGACGAAUUGGCUGCGGAGACUGCAGCCGCCAUGACUACUAACCACCCGGACUAUGCAUCUCUUGCUGCAAGGAUUGCGGUUUCUAAUCUUCAUAAAAGCACCAAGAAUUCAUUUUCCGAGACUGUCAAAGACAUGUACUACCACGUCGAUGAUAAAUCUGGACGAAAGGCGCCCCUGAUUGCUGAUGAUGUAUACGAAAUAAUCAUGCAGAAUGCUUCUCGUCUCGACAGUGAGAUCAUAUAUGACAGAGACUUUGAUUAUGAUUACUUCGGUUUCAAAACUCUGGAGAGGUCAUACCUCUUAAAAGUUCAAGGAAAAGUUGUUGAAAGGCCACAACACAUGUUGAUGAGGGUUUCUGUUGGCAUCCACAAGGAUGAUAUUGAAUCUGCCAUCAAGACAUACCAUUUGAUGUCUCAAAGAUGGUUCACACAUGCAUCUCCAACUCUUUUUAAUGCUGGAACUCCAAGGCCUCAGCUCUUCUCAGUUCAACUGACUGGAACGCACGUCAAACUCCAAGCAGAACAUCAUUCUGCCUGCCAGCCAUCUGUGUUCUCCGAUCUGUUUGGCUGAUUGAUUAUUCAGAAUUUUCCCACAAUAUAUUCUCUCUCUUGCUCUCUGAAUUCACGCACAAUCCAGGCAGUUCUCCCU
Molecule: messenger RNA, 883 nt
Organism: Cuscuta campestris
Lineage: Eukaryota; Viridiplantae; Streptophyta; Magnoliopsida; Solanales; Convolvulaceae
Source: the annotation of a GenBank genome assembly